AAUUCCCGAGAAUGUCCCUUAUCAAACAAAACAACCUACGAAUAGCAGUAAAAGCGGCAUUGAGAGUGUUCCCUCUCCUCUGCUCAAACCAUGUCCCAAACACUGCAUCUCUUCGUCCCCAAGAACCUUGGAUGUGGAAUGGCAGAAGGCAAGUGUCUCCCGUGCUCAGGUGUUUGUGGAAGGAAUGCUGCUGUAUAUUCUUGCUCUUCUCUAGGUCAUCGCAGGAUUCAUUCUCAUGUGAAAGUUAGAGGACUGAAGUGCAGUUAUAGGGGUGCAUCGUUAGUAUGUGAAGCAAGGAGGAGCCCAGAUUUCUCAAGGCAAAACAAGCAGGGGCUCUCCAGAAGCAGGAAUAGGAACAACGAUGGGAGAGAUAGCUUUGAGAACUUUGAAGAAGAUAUGUUAUCUUUGAAAAAUGGACCACCUGUUUCUCUUUCAGGUUCAGGAAAAUUCCAGUCCACUGCAGCCCCUGGUCCUAGAGAGAAGGAGAUUGUUGAGCUCUUUAGGAAGGUUCAGGCUCGCCUGCGUGAGAGGGCUGCUACCAAAGAAGAAAAGAGAGUUGAAGCCUCUCAAGGGCAAGGUAAAGAGAACAGUACUGUAGAUUCCCUCCUCAAACUACUGAAGAAACACUCAGUUGAGCAAGUGAAGAGAAGCAGUGGAGGAACCAGAGGAAAAGAUUUUAGUUCAGACCAGUCACAAGAAAGUAACCAAUAUGACAGAGGACAAAGCACUAAAAUUUUGGAUUUGGAUAGUGCUCCAAAGGAUGAAUCCUCAAAAGUCAACAUCUCCUCUGCAACCAGGCCUCGGUCAAAAUUCCAAAGAAAGUCCCCGGUUCCUCGUGUAAAAUAUCAGUCUGUCUCUAACAAUGAGGAUGAUAUGAAUGUAAUGCCAGUAGAUAGUGAGGAUAGAGAGAACAAUGAGGAUCAGAUAGAUUUGAAGCUUGAUGAUGAACAAGAGCCUGACUCUGAAUCUGAUGUUGAUUCAAAGGACGACCUGUUCUUCCCAAAUAUAGUGAUGGCUGAAUUGUCAGAGGAUGAUGAUUCUCAUGAUUCUGAGCAAACCUAUAACGAUGAGAAUGUGGAGGAGCAGCUAGUGGUUCAACAUGAGGAUUUGAGUGCACUGAAGCUGUCUGAGUUGAGGGCACUUGCAAAGUCUCGAGGCCUGAAAGGGUUCUCAAAAAUGAAGAAGGGUGAGCUCACGAACUUGCUAACUGAGAGCUGAUUCUGCUUGAAUGACAUACGAGAAGAAAAAGGGAGAGGGAAACACAUGUCAUAGUAAAACUAGUUUUCCCCCCCCCCUUGUUUUUAAGUUGACAUUCUAUCUGAUGUUUCUUUGUGUUGCUUCUAUUUUUUUUCUCCCCCUAAUCUCAUUCUUCCAAGUACUUGAGGUUGAGAGUUUGUGGAUCAUUAGAGUAAUCACGAUAUCUUUUCCUUGGAGGAUUUUUAAAUCUGUAGUUGUUCCCAUGGUGAGAUCUGUAAAAAUAUUGUCAGGGACUCUAUUGUCGGUGAAUGAAGUGAUCCAGGUACUAGGUAUUGAUAAUGUUUAUCAGGCUAGUGAGUUUACUAUCAAUGUCCUGCAAGUUGUUGGACUUUU
Molecule: messenger RNA, 1590 nt
Organism: Abrus precatorius (Indian licorice)
Lineage: Eukaryota; Viridiplantae; Streptophyta; Magnoliopsida; Fabales; Fabaceae
Product: rho-N domain-containing protein 1, chloroplastic-like
Exons: 2
Coding region: 91-1218 (375 amino acids)
Biological process (GO): DNA-templated transcription termination
Source: RefSeq, a predicted model, not a curated record